Molecule: messenger RNA, 3200 nt
Organism: Neoarius graeffei (lesser salmon catfish)
Lineage: Eukaryota; Metazoa; Chordata; Actinopteri; Siluriformes; Ariidae
Gene: amigo3
Product: adhesion molecule with Ig-like domain 3
Exons: 2
Coding region: 896-2374 (492 amino acids)
Biological process (GO): brain development
Molecular function (GO): protein binding
Source: RefSeq, a predicted model, not a curated record
GAGAGAGAGAAGCGUACACACAGGCUCUGUAUGAGACAGCCCGAGAGUGGGAGAGAUCGAGAAAAUAAAAAGCACAGAAAACAAAAGGAAAGAAGACAGACAGCGCCUGGGACUCAACCAAAAAGAGGGAUACGUUACAUUUCUGAAAUUAAACAAAGCACUGGAAGAGCAAAAAGGGUGGAUAACUCAUCUGAUAAACAUCAGUUCUCCGGAUGCCACGUGGAUAUAAGAAAGUGUGGAAACAAAGGACUGAAAGCGUGCUCCGCUCAGUAGUACUGGUUUGGGAUUUUUUUUUUUCCUUCUGAAAUAAAGAGAUGCUGUUGCUUUCUUCAAAAUCGGCAUGGUACUGCUUGUAGGUAAUGACUCAUAAAUCCUUUGCGUAAAGCAAACAGAUUGCUUCUCUGAACUGCCAUGAGUGCAGCACUCAGCUCAGACUUAUUUAACUGAGCUGGACAGAAUGCUGACGUUCUUGAAGAUCUUAUCCAAGUCUGCAGCAGCUAACCAAAUCGUCUUUUAAAGCUCUUCUGCCAUAAUUCGAAUGCCACAACGAGAAGACAACACAGGCUUUUCAGAUUAGGGAGCACAGAAGUGGUGAUAUCUGUCUCGGGCAUGGGGCAGAAGCUCCAACUCUCCAUUGGCUCCUGAACUCCUGAAAGCUCCCCGUGGGUGAGAGCUACCAUACUUAAAACUAAUCAAUGUUCUUAAAAAACAGGCCUAUUGACAAGCAAAGUGGAACGACUGGGAUGUUUGGAGUAAACUCUGACAUUUGAUUUAGAGCGUGCUUCAGAUCCCAUCUCGUCAUCCCGUCUAAACCACUGUGCUUUUAAUGUGUGGCCAUCUACCCCUGUAGCACUCUGGCUGCUCUGCCAACCUCCAGCAGCAUCCUGACGGCACAAUGCUGUGCGCUCAGGGUGUGGCCGCCCAUCUGAUACUUAGCUCGCUCCUGUUGCACUUUGCCAGGGCUAGCCUACCUGCUGGCUGCCUUAAAGUAUCAGACAUCCUAAGCUGUAGCAAUCUUGGAAUGAAGUGGAUACCAAAAGAGUUGCCGGUAACGGCCGCCACCUUGGAUUUCAACCACAACCUUCUGACCAAGCUCGAGGAAGGCAGCUUCGCCGGUCUUCCCCAUCUCGUAACCCUGCGGCUGGCCCACAACCACCUGAGCAGCCUCUCCCCUGGAACCUUCCGAAACGCAAGCAGUCUGUGCCACCUUGACCUUUCCUCCAAUCAGCUGAGCAAAGUGGAUAAUCAUUACUUCCAAGAGCUUGUGGAGAUGAAGGAGUUGCUUCUCUUCAAUAAUCACAUUGUUCGAGUGGAAAGCAAUGCCCUGAUCGGCCUGAGCAACCUGCACAAGGUCUACCUCAGUCACAAUCGUUUGACCGACUUCCCGUUCUUCUCCAUUCAGAAACACAGCCAUCCUUUUCUUGUUACGCUAGACCUAAGCUCUAACCGUAUGCCCAAGCUAUCUGUUGAGGUCAUCGCAGCCCUGCCAGCUUCACUUCAAAAAGGACUGUUCUUGCACAACAACAGUCUGAUCUGUGAAUGUGCAAUGUAUAGCAUGUUCAAACAAUGGGAGCAACAAAACUUCACCUCAGUCAGGGAUUACCAAGUGGAGCAUACAUGUUUAGUAUAUGGGGAACCUCGUGCCUCGGUGAAGUUUCUUAAACACACUCGCUUCUUUGAAAACUGCACUGUAAAGGAACAGAACCAGCUGGAGGAAAUGGAGAAUCAUUUGAAAGUGGAUGCAGGAAACACUGUGUUGCUGGAAUGUAAGACUUCGCUCAAGGGCCAACAGCUUACCUACCAGUGGGUAUCCCCUCACAAGGAUUAUAUCGUCCCCCCAGGCAACAAUGAUGCAAUGCGAAUGCAUGAAAACGGAAGCCUAGAGAUUACUGCAGUGAAAGUGGAGGACUCUGGUGUGUACUGGUGCAUGGCAUUGGACCGCCAACAUUUACGGAACGAGACAUGGGAGGUAAACAUCACAGUAACAUCACAUUCCCAUGAGCCUGAGCCCUUCAACACAGGCUUUACCACUCUGUUGGGAUGUGUAGUUAGCCUGGUACUGGUUCUUGUAUACCUUUAUCUGACACCCUGCCGCUGCUGGUGCCGUAAGCAGCCACUACCUGCAACACCCAGUCCUGCAAACGAAUGCAGUGCCCAGUCUUCGAUCCUGACGCCUACGCCACCUGCCACCACGGAGGGUCCCGGCCGCAAGGUCAGUAACAACAAGCAUGUGGUCUUUCUGGAGCCCAUCAAGGAGGUACAAAACGGGAGGCCCAAGGAGGCACUGGUCUCCGAGAAUCCAAAGGUGCACGUACUACGAAACAAUGCUGACUCUUUCAACUCAGUCUUUUCAGACACCACUAUAGUGGCAUAGCAUGAGGUUGCCCUCAUCCCCAAUCCUUCAUUCCACUAAAGUAGUGGGUCUUUCAAUGUGGCAGUCUGCAACUUCUGCUGCCUCUCAGGACAAAGCAGGGAGAGGGCUUGGCAAGUCAAGUGACAAGGCAGGGAACACAGCAAAGCCAGGAAAGCCAAGCGUAGAAAGUAAAAAUAGCACAGGACAGGUAAGAAAACAGAUGUAGCCAACACUGCCCUGAACAUGUACGGUACGUCAAGCUGUAAACGGAAACGUGCAGCGGUACAGGGAAAGGUAUGCAUGAUGCUUUGGAUACCCUUUAACCCUGCUUGAGCCUUGAAAGAAUGACAGCUGUACAGUAGAUGCCUUGUUUAGAGCUUCUAUGCCUCUGCUUUGGACUGUAACUCAUUAUUCUACAAAAAUAGCACAAGCAUUAUAAGUAUAGAGGACGGAAUGUGGUAGUAAUUCAUUUUUUAAACGAGAAGUCUAAAAUGUAAAAAGAAAUAAUAAUAAUUUUAUCCAUAUCUGAUUUUCUACUUAUAUGUGCACCUUAUAGACAUCUGGGCAAAUUGUGAGAGUAUGGAAAAGGCUGAGGGGAACCAUUUACAUCUUGUGAAUGUUUUUGUUCCAUCUGUUUUACCAAGUUUGUUCCUGAAGCGCAGCUAUGUAGCCAGUACCUAACAUCUGGAUGGAAAAAUCAAUCAUUGACCAUACAUUGGAUUCAAGUCAACAAAUUGUGUACUGGAAUAUACCCCUUGACAUUCCACCACCCUUCCCCAUCCCCUGCUUUCCCCACCCCCAAAACAAAUGCCUUCUUUAUCAGUCUCUUAAUAAACCAUUGUGCUUC